AUGACACAACCAGUGUUACUUUUCAACAAAAAUCUUGGAGAAGAAUGGAAAUCUACCGCGGAUGAAAUGAAGAAAAAAGAAGAAUGGCGCGUAAGAUACCUUGAGAGCACUCGAUCAACACCAGGAGUAGACCUCACAUUUCCAAAGUCAAAUGUCACGUUUCUUUGUCUCUCGUACAAGGAUUGGGAAUCAUUAAACUCUGAUAGUCAAGAACAGGAUUUGAUCCAGAAAUUAAUUAAAAGGAUUCAACUUUGCAAUCAACGGUAUCGCAAGGUUUACCUCUUGAUCUAUCUUGCAUAUGGAAAUAUGCAACCGUUGUAUGAGAUUCAAAGUCGGUUACUCGCAUCUUUCACGAUGAUAAAGAUCCUUCCGGUUCAUAAUACACAUGAAGUUAUCGAUUUCAUUGGAAAAAUCUCGGAUAUACUUCAUCCAGACACUCAACCGGAAAUUCAGCAACAACUAGCAAAAUGCAAAGAACAAAGCGCCAAUGAUCCAAUAAACUUGAUUACUACCAACAAAUGGGUGCAUCUUGUUGCUCAAAUGUCUGCUGGAACGGAAAAGUUACGAUUACACGAUUGUUAUGUCCUUCAGGAAGGUCUUCAGACAAUUUAUAACAUCGCCACUGCUACUGAGUCGCAGUUGCUGGAUUGUUCGUUAGAUCAUGAGACUGCCCAAAAUAUUACAAAGUUUUUUAGAGAGGAUUACUUGGCAUAA
This is a messenger RNA of Ambispora gerdemannii, 714 nucleotides long. NCBI's taxonomy places the organism in Eukaryota, Fungi, Glomeromycota, Glomeromycetes, Archaeosporales, Ambisporaceae. The record is from the annotation of a GenBank genome assembly.